Molecule: messenger RNA, 1801 nt
Organism: Oncorhynchus gorbuscha (pink salmon)
Lineage: Eukaryota; Metazoa; Chordata; Actinopteri; Salmoniformes; Salmonidae
Product: growth hormone-releasing hormone receptor-like
Biological process (GO): positive regulation of cell population proliferation; adenylate cyclase-activating G protein-coupled receptor signaling pathway; cell surface receptor signaling pathway
Cellular component (GO): plasma membrane
Molecular function (GO): peptide hormone binding; growth hormone-releasing hormone receptor activity; growth factor binding
Source: RefSeq, a predicted model, not a curated record
AUGCAGAUGGUCCGGGAUCUGUCCAGUCUGCACCCAGACUGCGAGUAUAUAUUACAGCUGGAGAGAGAGGAGCGGCAUUGUCUUCAAUACAUCGCAGAGCAUGACAACAACCACAGUACACUAGGUUGUCUACCGUUCUGGGACUCUGUGGUGUGCUGGCCAUAUGCUGCAGUUGGGGAGAUGAUCAACACAACCUGUCCUGCUGUCUUCUUUUGGGGGAAUAACACAGGGUCAGUCAGCAGAAACUGCACCAGCAUCGGAUGGUCGCCCCUUCCCCCGUACCACACGGCCUGUAGUGUGGGCGACGACGUUCCCAUUCCAGAGGAUUCCUACUUUGCCACUGUCAAGCUGAUCUACACCAUCGGCUACGGCACCUCCCUGGUCUUCCUCUUCAUCGCCGUGGUGAUCCUAUUGCUCUUCAGGAGGCUUCACUGUGCCAGGAACUAUAUUCACAUCCAGCUGUUUGUCACCUUCAUGCUAAAGGCGGUGGCUGUGUUCAUCAAGGACGCCACACUAUUCGCCAGCGACGACACCAACCACUGCACCCUCUCCACCGCAGCCUGUAAGGCAUCAGUGGCCUUCUGUCACUACUGUGUCAUGACUAACUUCUUCUGGCUCCUGGUUGAGGCCCUCUACCUCAACUCACUGCUCCUCUCCUCCUUCCACCACUACCGUCGCUGCCUCUGGGGCUUUGGCCUGCUGGGCUGGGGUGUACCCAUCAUCUUCACAGUCAUAUGGAUUGGGUCCAGGGUGUAUUUUGAGGAUACUGAAUGCUGGGACAUCAAUGAGGACUCCCCCUAUUGGUGGAUCGUAAAAGGGCCAAUUGUUGUUUCUAUUGGGGUCAAUUUCAUCCUCUUUCUGAACAUCAUCAAAAUCCUGAUACAGAAACUGAACCCUCGUCUGAUCCAGUUCAAUAACUCCGACAACUACAGACGGCUGACUAAGUCAACCCUGCUCCUCAUCCCCCUCUUCGGGACCCCCUACAUGGUGUUUAACUUCCUACCUGACUACUUCAAUAUUAGCGUGCGCCUCUGGUUCGAGCUCUGCAUGGGGUCCUUUCAGGGGCUGAUAGUAGCUAUCCUCUACUGCUUUCUCAAUCAAGAGGUCCAAAAGGAAAUCCAUAUGAGGUGGCUGAGGUGGCAGGAUAACAGCAACGGAGUGGUUCUGCCCGGUGCCAAGGGAAGUCAGAUGGACACACAUUUCUAGGGCCACAUUCUUCAUCCACCUCCUCCUCCUCCUUUCUCCAACCUCUAUAUGUGUGUCUUUCGGCGGGGUUGGAAUAAACCAGAAGUUUCCAUUGGACAACGGUCAUAUUCUUCUUCUAAUUCCUGUGGCCUCCACACAUUGCUUCUAUAUUUUUAGAAGGAGAGGGUGCUGUACAUUGUGUCCCUAAAGCAUACAAUGUCCUCUCUUUCCAUCAUCACAAUCUCAUUGCUAAAGGGACCACCACUGGGUUCAUCCAUUGUGUCCAGCUCAAGAUGAACUGUUGCAGCACUGUGAAAUGCCCUUCCUCCUCCUCAUCCUCCUCCUCCUGCUCUUUCUCCUCUUCAGUAUCAUCUAUGGUUAAGUUACAGAGAGUUACAGAGUCUCGGAGGUACUAUACCAUCAAGGAUUGUAUCCCAAUUCGUAUUGGGACAGCAAAUAAAGUGUUGAUGUUUUUUUUUAACAAAACAAAGUUCAAAAAUCAUUUAGACUGGAAAAUAGAGGGUUUUAUGCAUCAAACGUGUCCCUGUUUUUCAUGCUUUAUGGAAAUAUUGUCUUGUAGCUUUCUCUCCAUGUUUCAGUGCCUCUGUGUGUGUUU